Messenger RNA from Serpula lacrymans var. lacrymans S7.9, 944 nucleotides. Its product is annotated as putative quinone reductase. Bases 1 to 750 code for a protein of 249 amino acids. The record is from RefSeq and is a predicted model, not a curated record. NCBI's taxonomy places the organism in Eukaryota, Fungi, Basidiomycota, Agaricomycetes, Boletales, Serpulaceae. Gene Ontology annotation, molecular function: NAD(P)H dehydrogenase (quinone) activity; FMN binding. The transcript has 6 exons.
AUGUGUUUUUUAAUCAAAGCAAGGUCUCCAAACGCUGCAACAGGUGAAAUGCAAUCAGCGCAUUAUCCAGAAAUGAAAAUACCGCACUCGUUUCCUUUCACCACCCUUGCUCUCUUCCCCAUCGCCCUCUUCAUCCAAAUGUCUUCUCCCAGAGUCGCGAUUGUGAUCUACUCUCUCUAUGGGCACAUCGCCAAACUUGCCGAGUCUGUCAAGACCGGUAUCGAAAACGCGGGCGGUUCUGUUCAGAUCUACCAGAUCCCAGAGACCCUUUCUAAUGAUGUGCUCACAAGAAUGCAUGCUCCUCCCAAGCAAAGCUAUCCCAUCAUCUCCCCCACCGAACUCACCAACUUUGACGCCUUCCUCUUCGGUAUCCCCACCCGUUAUGGUAAUUUCCCUGCCCAGUGGAAGGUUUUCUGGGAUGCAACAGGUGGUCUCUGGGCUUCUGGGGCCCUCGCCGGCAAGUUCGCCGGUGUCUUUGUCUCGACGGGCUCACCAGGUGGUGGCCAGGAGUCAACCGUCAUGAACACUCUCUCUACCUUCAUUCACCACGGCAUGGUCUUUGUUCCUCUUGGUUACAAACACACUUUCCCUCAGUUGUCCAAUUUAACUGAAGUCCGCGGUGGAUCGCCUUGGGGUGCAGGAACGUUUGCAGGUGGUGACGGCUCGCGUCAGCCAUCCCCUCUCGAACUCGAGAUCGCUUCGCUUCAGGGUAAAGGUUUUUGGGAAAUCGUUUCUAACCACAAAUUCUAGUCGAGGACUAAGACAUCACGAUCACGAGUGCCUAAACCGGCUUUCAAAGUUAGAUUAGAUGUAUGAUACUUCUCGGAGUGGUGUAAAGGCAUAAUUAUAGUGCUUUGUAGCAGUCAGUAUAGUAACAGAAGUUUAAAUCGACCGUAUUAGUGCCUGGUAUUCGAAUCUCUAGAUUCCUGGUUUUGGAGACCGUC